AUUAUCAACUAACAUUUUGUUGAAAAGAUUAUUAAAGAAGAAACAUCAUUCCAAGCACCAGAAGAUGAAGUUCCGUAUCAGCUAUGAAAACCGAAGGUCAACUCCUACUGUCUGACUUCAAAUCUUUUCGAAAGUCCUAAGCUCCUGUUUCAACUCUAGUUAAUAUGGCGGUAGAAACUCUUGAUCCGAAGCUACCAAGGACGUUUUCAAAACAUUUCCAUUUGGUAUGCUUUUACAUCAUCUUCGUUACGAUUUGCUCCAGGCCCGUACUUUCCUUUUCAACAAUCAGGUCUCUUCCUGGAUUUUCUGCUUCACUUCCCUUCAAGCUUGAAACCGGAUACAUAGGGGUGGGAGAUGUGGAGUUUUUCUUCUAUUUUAUUGAAUCAGAAAGGAAUCCAGCAGAGGAUCCUCUCUUUCUGUGGCUCACUGGAGGCCCUGGCUGCUCUGCUCUCUCUGGGCUCUUUUUUGAAAUAGGCCCCUUGCAAUUUAACAUGGUCGAGUACAAUGGCAGCUUACCAACUUUUGCUCUGAACCCUUACUCAUGGACAAAGGUUGCAAGCAUAAUCUUCCUAGAUGCACCUGUUGGCACAGGAUUUUCGUAUUCAAGAACCUUGCAAGGUUUCAAGACGGGGGAUAAACAAUAUGCUGACAAUGCCUAUAAUUUUUUGAGGAAGUGGUUGGACAGUCAUCCCAAGUUCAUCACAAAUCCAUUCUAUAUUGGCGGUGACUCGUACUCCGGGAUGAUUGUUCCCAUAAUUGCUCAAGCAAUAUCAGAUGGUAUUGAAGACAGGGGCGUUCCAUCAAUCAAUCUCAAAGGUUAUUUGCUUGGUAAUCCUGGAACAGAUUCGAAAUUUGAUGACAACUCAAAGAUUCCAUUUUAUCAUCGUGUGGCACUUAUCUCCGAUGAACUUUACGAGUCAGCCAAAAGGAAUUGUAAAGAAGAAUACGUGGAAGUGGACAUUAGCAAUGUAGAUUGUGCAAAAGAUCUUCAAGCUAUCUCAGAGUGCACUGUACACAUAAACGAAGGACACAUCCUGGAGCCUGACUGCCCUACUGACUUUAAGCCAUUGAAUAGUUUGGACAAUAAUCGGAAAUAUUUCCUGGAAACACAUGAAGAAUACCUGCGUGUGGCAGCUGAAUUCCCUCAAUUCGGAUGUCGCGACUACAAUGGUUACCUUUGCAAGGUUUGGGCAACUGACAUCAGUGUCCAGAAAGCACUCUAUGUCAGACAGGGAACAGUCACAGAGUGGGUAAGAUGUAACAGCAGCUUACUUUAUGACAAAGAUGUUGAGAGUGCGGUAGGCUAUCAUCGAUAUCUCAAUACAAAAGGUUACAGAGCUCUAAUAUACAGUGGUGAUCAUGACAGAAUGGUUCCGUACGUGGGAACUGAAGCAUGGAUUAAGUUCCUGAAUUUCUCGAUUGUUGAUGAUUGGAGGCCAUGGUUUGUUGAUGGUCAAGUUGGAGGAUACUCAAGAGAAUAUGGAAACAACUUCACAUUUGCAACUGUCAAGGGAGGGGGUCACACAGCUCCAGAGUACAAGCCUAAGGAAUGCCUUGCCAUGUUUAAGAGAUGGAUUUCCCAGGAACAUUUGUGAUCAACAGCUAGCUCCUAUUUAGUCUUGAAGAGUUGUAAGCCUCAUGCAUAUUGCAAUGAUUUGACCAAUAAAGCUAUGUACUAUAUUGUUGCCUUAUGUACUCUAUGGGUUUUUCUUUGUUUAUGCUUUUUUUAUAUAUUUGUUAUAACUAUAAAAUAGAAUAUAAGAUCUAAAUUUACCAUUUUAUUCAAGGUGAUAAAUCAAAUUUAUCACU
Theobroma cacao (cacao) is the source of this 1809-nucleotide messenger RNA. Its product is annotated as serine carboxypeptidase-like 17. NCBI's taxonomy places the organism in Eukaryota, Viridiplantae, Streptophyta, Magnoliopsida, Malvales, Malvaceae. The record is from RefSeq and is a predicted model, not a curated record. Gene Ontology annotation, biological process: proteolysis; secondary metabolic process. Gene Ontology annotation, molecular function: acyltransferase activity, transferring groups other than amino-acyl groups; serine-type carboxypeptidase activity.